GAAUCAGAUUCCCAAGAAACGCGCAGACGAAAUUUCCACCAUAAUUUGCUAAAAUUUUGAGAACAUGGCAUUCAAUCAGGUCCUCAGGGGUCAUUUCUUCCUAGAAUAGCAGUAAAUCUUCUUCUAUAUUACAAAUGCAGGAAGAACAUGGUUCUGUAAGGUAGAAUAAAUUCGAAAUGUUUAAUUGAAAAAAUUCUCAAGGUAGGUCAUUGGUGAAUAAUGUGCAAUUUGCAGAAUUGCAGUAAACUACUUUCUAUUGGAAACAUACUCCCCGCGACAGGAUUAGUUGUCGCAUUAUCUCAAUUUCAUACAUCAUAUUCCAUUUCUGUGUUGGAGAUGUAACAUCAUUUUGCAGACAUAAUCAGAAUCAGAUAUAACAAUUUCAUACAUCAUAUCUCCAAUCUGUGUUGGAGAUGUAACAUCAUUUUAUACUCAGAUAUAACAAACAAUUCAGGAAAAUAAAAAGAUUUUCCCUUCGGGCCUGUACUGCUGUACAACAGUAAAAACAGUAUUCACUUUUGAUUCAUGCCUAUUAUUUUGAUGCCAUCUAUUCUGUAUAACAUGAGGCAACGAGGUUGCACCGAUAAUUCAAUGGACAAGGAGCAAUCUUCAUAGAGCAGUCAGUCAACAAAUAAACUGAUGGGUAAUUUUUGCAGGAAAGAAAGGAACAGAUUUAAAGAUUCAGCUGUUUUGGCAGCUCAAACUCACUUUACUGUGACUGAGGUGGAGAGCUUAUACGAGUUAUUCAGAAGGUUGAGCAGUUUAGUUGUUGAUGACGGCUUCAUUAGCAAAGAAGAAUUCCAACUUGGGUUGUUCAGAAACAGAAGAAAACAAAGUCUUUUUGCUGAUAGGAUGUUCCAGCAGUUUGAUUCAAAGCAUGAUGGUUUAAUAGAUUUUGAAGAGUUUGUCCAAGCUUUGAGCACCUUCCAUCCAAAUGCAACCCAGACUGAAAAAGCUUUUUGUGCAUUUCAUCUAUAUGAUGUAUGGGAUACUGGUUACAUAGAGCCUGAUGAGGUUAGAGUGAUGAUUUUGGCUUUCCUAGACGAGUCUGAUUUACUCCUUUCAGAUGACAUCAUCCAAACAAUAAUCGACAAGACAUUUGAAGAAGCAGAUUUUAAAGGUGACGGGAAGAUUGAUCUGGAAGAGUGGGAGGCUCUUGUAGCUAGAAAUCCUUCCAUACUGAAGAAUAUGACAAUUCCAUAUUUGAAGGACAUUCCAACUGGAUUUCCAAGUUUUAGACACAGAAAUGAUACAGAAUCAGAAUCCAAGAUGUAUUAAGAAAGCAUAUAACAUGAACUAUAUUAUCAUAUAUCAAUGUCAUUCGCAAGAAACUAUACAGAAUUGUCUCCCUUGAGAGAAUAUUG
Messenger RNA from Spinacia oleracea (spinach), 1364 nucleotides. RefSeq names its product calcineurin B-like protein 3. The transcript is spliced from 8 exons. The coding region runs from base 640 to 1278 and encodes 212 amino acids. The record is from RefSeq and is a predicted model, not a curated record. Gene Ontology annotation, biological process: calcium-mediated signaling. Gene Ontology annotation, molecular function: kinase binding; calcium ion binding. Lineage: Eukaryota; Viridiplantae; Streptophyta; Magnoliopsida; Caryophyllales; Amaranthaceae.